AUGGCCAUCAACGUACCCCCAUCGAGACAGCGAGUCGAGCCGGGAUCCUUUGACAUCCCACUCGGUGAGCUCCCCGAGACGAACAAAACAACCCCCGAGAACCCAGACGAAAUUGCGACGGAGAUCAUCCGUCGAUUGAACACCACCCUUGUCUCGGGUGAUAAGGAGGCCAUCGCCGAGAUCCUGUCUGAUAAUGGAUACUGGCGUGACCACCUGUGCUUCUCAUGGGAUCUCCGCACUGUCAAAGAUCGUGAGGACAUUAUUGCACUCACAGCUGGUCAGGAAAAUUUGAAGAUUGAAAUUGACCGUGGCUCGCCACUUAAGGCCCCGCAUGCUGGUCCUAUUGAUGCAUUUGGUGAGGUGCACGGAAUAGAGUUCUUCAUCAAGAUCACAACCAAGAAUGGGGCUGGAAGUGGAGUCGUGCGACUUGCUCAGUAUGGCGAGGAGUGGAAGAUAUUCACCGUCUUUACUUCAUUGGCUUCAUUGUUUGGUUGUGAUGAAGCCAUUCGCAAGAACAGACCCACUGGUGUGCAGCAUGGUGCGCAGCAAGGCAGGCAGAAUUGGCAAGAUCGUCGCAUUGCCGAGGAGGGUUUUGAGGAGAAAGGACCCGCAGUCUUGAUUGUCGGUGCCGGCCAGGGUGGUCUCACUGCCGCUGCACGUCUGAAGAUGCUCAAUGUCGACACUCUGAUUGUCGACAACGAGAAAAGAAUCGGAGAUAGCUGGCGCAAGCGUUAUCACCAACUGGUGCUCCACGAUCCAGUGUGGUAUGAUCACAUGCCAUACCUGCCAUUCCCGGAGUGCUGGCCCAUCUUCACACCCAAGGAUAAGCUGGCCGAUUUCUUCGAAAGCUAUGUCAAGCUGCUGGAGUUGAAUGUCUGGACCCAAACCGAAAUCAUGGAAACGAAAUGGGAAGAGGACACGAAGCGGUGGAAGGUCAUGCUGUACCGUAGUACGGACGAUGAGAGAGUAGAGCGCCAUGUCUUGUACCCACGUCAUAUAAUCCAGGCGACUGGUCACUCGGGAAAGAAGAAGGUGCCAAUUUUCAAGGGCAUGGAUGGCUUCAAGGGCGAUCGUAUCUGCCACAGCUCGGAGUUCACUGGCGCGAAGCCAGAUUCCAAGGGCAAGAAGGCUGUCGUCGUCGGCUCGUGUAAUUCGGGCCACGAUAUCGCCCAGGAUUACUAUGAGAAGGGAUAUGAUGUGACAAUGGUCCAGCGCAGCUCGACCUGCGUGAUUACAUCUGAUUCCAUUGUGAAUAUCGGCUUGAAAGGGCUCUAUGAAGAGGGUGGUCCCCCUACUGAGGACGCGGACUUGUACCUGUACAGCAUCCCACCCCCCUUGCUCAAAGCGCAACAGAUCAAAGUCACCAAGAUGAUGAACCAGAAUGACGCCAAGACCCUUGAAGGACUGGAAAAGGUGGGAUUCAAGGUCGACAUGGGACCCAUGGACGCCGGGCUUAUCAUGAAGUAUUUUCAGCGCGGGGGUGGAUACUACAUUGACGUAGGUGGCAGUCAACUUAUCAUUGAUGGCAAGGUCAAAGUAAAGCAAGGCCAGGAGAUUAGCGAGAUUCGCCCCAAGGGAAUCGCUUUUGCGGAUGGCUCAACUCUUGAUGCUGACGAGAUUAUUCUUGCAACUGGUUACCAGAACAUGAGGUCUAACACUCGCUUGAUCUUCGGUGACGAGGUUGCUGAUCGCGUUGGUGAUGUCUGGGGACUUAACCAGGAGGGUGAGUUCCGGACCAUCUGGCAGCGCAGUGGACACCCUGGAUUCUGGUUUAUGGGGGGAAACCUUGCUCUUUGCCGAUACUACUCUCGCAUAUUGGCUUUGCAGAUCAAGGCUAUUGAGGAGGGAAUCACCACUUACUGA
Molecule: messenger RNA, 1863 nt
Organism: Penicillium antarcticum
Lineage: Eukaryota; Fungi; Ascomycota; Eurotiomycetes; Eurotiales; Aspergillaceae
Exons: 2
Coding region: 1-1863 (620 amino acids)
Molecular function (GO): monooxygenase activity; flavin adenine dinucleotide binding
Source: RefSeq, a predicted model, not a curated record